UGGUGGAAAAAGUAGAAAUUAAAAAAGCUGGUAGGAGUAAUGAGUACAGGCGAGUAAAAUCAGCGAAAUCACUUUCUGGGUUUGAACUUUGAACUUUGAACUUUGAAAGAGGAGACUCGUAAUUUUGAUCGCUUCAAUCUUUCAUAGCCAUGGCUGGACCUUCAUGGUUAGUGGAUGGUAACAGAAUUGCUACAAAAAUAAAAUGUGCAUCUGGGACAUGUGAUACAGGCAAAAUCAAGUGGAAAAGUAACCCAACGAGAUUGUGCCCCAGUUGCCAGCAUACUAUUGACAACAAUGAUGUUGUUCAGAAGUGGCCUGGAUUACCAAGAGGUGUAAAAUUUGAUCCAACUGACCAGGAGAUAAUCCAACAUUUACUUGCAAAAUCUGGCAUUGGAAAUGAGACACCACAUCCCUUCAUUAAUGAGUUUAUCCCUACCGUUGAGGAAGAGGAUGGGAUAUGUUACACUCAUCCUCAGAAUUUACCAGGUGUCAAGCAAGAUGGAACUGCAUCUCAUUUCUUUCAUAGAGCUAUCAAAGCGUAUAACACUGGUACACGCAAGCGUCGAAAAAUCCAUGUGGUUGAUUUGGGUGAUGUCCGUUGGCACAAGACCGGGCGGACUAAGCCAGUUUCUCUUAAUGGUGUACAAAAAGGAUGCAAGAAAAUUAUGGUUCUUUAUGUCAGUUCUGCAAAAGGCGGUAAGUCCGAGAAAACAAAUUGGGUUACGCAUCAAUAUCACUUGGGUACAGAGGAAGAUGAGAAAGAUGGAGAAUAUGUUAUUUCGAAAGUGUUCUAUCAGCAGCAACAGGGGAAACAAGGUGACAAGACUGCCGGGUAUGUUUCUGAUGCAAUAGAUGAGGUUAGUGUAAAACUAGAUCCUGUGACUCCUGAGCCUUCUCGACAUAUGACUCCUGAGCCUCCUCAAAAGGAAAUCCAGCUUGAACUUACAGAAAAGGCCUCAUACAGUUGCAUUGACUCUGUUACCCAGGAUCAACGCAUAGAAAUCGAAAAGGAUCAUGACAUGGGAUUUCCUGACGAAGUGCAACAACCUAAAACACAACAAACUGAGACUACCAAAUCAAGUUAUAGUGAUGCCGCUGCUUCAGUAACAUUUGUAGAUGAUCAAGCUCUAGAACACGAUGACAACCUGGCUUGCGAGGAAAAUUUGUGGGAUAGUGAGUCACAAUUUAUGAUAAAUUCUCAACAAUUAGCGGAAGGGAUGUCUUUUUGUGACGAUUUCCUUCGAAGUCAGUCUCCAGACAGAGGUGAAACAGCCGACAAUGUACCAAACAAGAAAUCCGUUCUUUCAGAGUACGCUAAAUUGGGUCCGGAAGAUCUAAAGAAGGAUCUGGAAGAGUGCCAGAAUUUGGUCCUUGAUCCUGCAAACAUAGAUUUAGAUACACCGCCUGAUUUCAGACUAAGUCAGCUGGAAUUUGGAUCACAAGAAAGCUUUGGCAGCUGGGGUUUAGGCAAGAUCUGCGACUAACCGUGGUACCGUUACAAUUUUCCCGUUUUGACUCCACAAAGUCGAGGGCAUCGCAACUCUGUAGGUAACGUUUUGAUGCAGAUUUCCACCGUUGUAAAACUGGUAUCGGCGUAGAUCAAAUGUAUAGUGUUCUCUCCGUCAUUUUCGUUGCUUCCCUAGGUAUUCUUAGUUUUUGUCAAUCAAUGCGAUUAGUCAUCAUCUAUCAGACAGUCGGUUUCCUUACCUUGCAACAGAUCAAUGGUACCUUUGUGUAUGCAUGCGAUCUAAAUUUUGUUAAUGUGAAACUUGGCAAGGGGCGUCUAUGAUUCCGACACUGACUUACCGUGUACUUUUGCUCGUAAAAGAAUCUUGUUAUCUAUGUGUAUUGCAGCGGAUGAAAUCUAAACGUACCAAUGCUUGUUCGGUUGUUUGUAAAGUAUCCCGUCUUUUUGUUCUUGAGCUUUCGCUUUACUAUAACAUGAUAUACACUCAUAUAUGAAGACUAGAGGUGGGAGUUUGUAAGACAGGUGGGUCAUAUUGAGAACAGGAGUCAUUAUCCUGUUAUGGUUUUUAAGAAACAUUCAUGAACUUAAAAGGUUGUUGACAACCAAAGUUUCUCUUAUUUGUUGUGUGAAUCUUAUUGUUAUUUGUUUGUAGACCGACAUCAAAUACAAGUUGGUGUCUUGGCUUUUGGCUAAAACACAAGUAUUAUUUUGUUGAGAAAUUUUCCUUCCUUAUUCUUGUCCAAAUAUUAUUGGUUUUUGCAUAUCUAGUUUUAUUCCAUUCAUUUCGAAUAACAGUUCAUUUGGGUUGUUUUUUUCUUGAUCACUCCCUCUGUCUCUUAAGAGUUUAUCAUAGUUUUCUUUAUAGUAUGUUCUUUUUAAUUUGUUAUGAUUUCCUUUUACGGAAAUAUUUUAACCACUUUCUUUUAUGGAUGGGGUAAAUAUGAAUUGAAUCAACUCUAUCUGCCUUUCAGCUCUUUAAGACGAUUAGUAAUAUUAACUAAUUUUGAAUCAAACAUAAAAAGUCAAACUCACUUGAGUUGAGUUUUGACCAAAUUUUGAUAGAUGCAAGCAAACCUAGAAUUUAAGACGAUGAAAUUAGUAUCCAAGCAUUAUUUAUGUCAACUAGUCGAUAUCUAAUUUUAUUAGACAUUUUAUUAUAAGAAAACUUGUACAACUAAUUUAAUAACUAAAAAAUCGAUAUUACUAGCUGAUCAAACAAGUUGACAACCAAAUGCCGAUCACAUUCAACACUUAAUUCUUGACCUUAAAAUAAAAGAUAGGAUUUAAGCCAUUUAAGGUAGGGUGCACGGAUUAUUGUCUUUCAAGGUGUUGUAGUCACACACGGUGAGUAAGCCUAUAUAUGAUGUCCUUCCCAAGUUCAGGCAGUGGCGGGCGUUUAACAACUGUCAUGUAUUUUUUAGAUGACUAGUAUGAAUGCUGUUUGAUUGUGUAAGAGUUAGAAGUACUUUUUAAGUACCACUUAUUUUACAUCAUUUUGGAUUACGAUUGAAAAAAAAUUUACCUAUGCAAAAUGCGUGAGACAGUCGAGGUGUUCAAAACUCAAUAUUUAUCCAAACAUGUAAC
This is a messenger RNA of Amaranthus tricolor (Joseph's coat), 3052 nucleotides long. RefSeq names its product SUPPRESSOR OF GAMMA RESPONSE 1. Gene Ontology annotation, biological process: regulation of DNA-templated transcription. The transcript is spliced from 6 exons. The record is from RefSeq and is a predicted model, not a curated record. Gene Ontology annotation, molecular function: transcription cis-regulatory region binding; DNA-binding transcription factor activity. Lineage: Eukaryota; Viridiplantae; Streptophyta; Magnoliopsida; Caryophyllales; Amaranthaceae. Gene Ontology annotation, cellular component: nucleus. Bases 150 to 1484 code for a protein of 444 amino acids.